CCCUGCGCAGGCUCAGGAGCUCGCAGACCCCAGGCGCCUCCGGGCAACCGGACGCCAACCACGGCGGAGGGAGCAAGGAGGUUGCCGUGCACCAGCCAGUUAUGGCCUUCACCUCCAAUACCCUAAGGGAAGGCCUGGGACCUGGCAGUUCGGUGGUCACCUCGAAACGAACCCGGAAGACAUCAUCUUUUCAAAGAGAAGGAUGGUGGAGAAUAGCAUUACGAAAUACACCUAUCCCUGGCACUUACCACUUGAAAACUUUUAUUGAAGAAUCCCUAUUAAAUCCAGUGAUAGCAACCUACAAUUUUAAAAACGAAGGAAGAAAAAAACCAUCUCUUGUGCAAAGAAACGAUCCAGUACUAAAUGACCUUCCCCUGUAUGUACCUCCUGACUUCUUGGACUUGUUAAAGAAGCAAGGAGCCACUUACUCAUUUAAAGACAAACCACGGCCAAGCCCCAGCAUGCUGGUUUACAAAGAUCAGUCAGUUAAGCUUUCACCAGGGCAAUACGAUCUACUUCCUGCACCAGUUCCCAAGCACGCUUCCAGGAGCUUCGUAUUUCGUUCUGCAGUUCAAAGAUUUCCAACAAGCUGCUUCACUCCUCACGAAGGCCCAGGACCAGGUCAUUAUGACUUGAAAAUACCUCAAGCAAAUCCUGUGACUUCUUGUUUUCAGUCUAGAGUACCUCGAUUCCUGUCCACCCGUUCUGGCCAGUGAGCUGGUGCUGUGUAGUGUCUUCAGAAGGCGGUGGAAAGAAUGCUGGCUCUGUAGGCCAGGACCUAGGUUCUCAGGCACCAUAACCUCUCCACCUUUCAUGAGGACAAGACCCACCUCCCAAGGUUGUCGACUACCAAAGGAGCAAUGUGACAAGUAAAGUGCCUUAUAACACUUAUACCUUAUACACUUUGUUUCGUGCAGAGAAAACAUUAGGAUAGUUGCUGCCACUUUGAUUCCAAGAAAGCAGCCAGUUAGUAGUAGAGCAGUGCCUUUGAGUCCGGGCUGGAUGCUGACUCCAUCACAGAAGCCAGACUGCAGCUCCUUUGGCCCCAGGUCCAUGCACUGCAGUCACUGCCCUAGGGCACCUGUGUGGGAGUCAUUCCUGGAGCCACCUCCAAUGGGUCUCUGUCCUUUGCAACUGGAAGAGACUGAUAAAAAUUCCAAGAAAUUUCUUGCAGGGGGCUGAGAGCAGGAUACUCUCCCCGUCACAGCCUUCCCAGCCUCCAUAAUCCUUCAGAUCAGUGUCAUGGGGGUUGGUACCACAGGUCGCUUAUGUGUGAGGCUCCCUGAUUAUGGGUUGCCAUCAAGAGCUGGCAGCAUGGGCUGGGGGAGGUUUGUUUAGUUGGAAGCUUCCCAAGGCUGAGAAAUAUUUGCAUGGUGAUGACAUCUGAGCGCCCCGUGGGGGAGCAAAUGCAACAAUGAGCACUUUGGUAUCAGAAAGGAGUCUGGGUGUUGGUGGCUGAAAUUCCAUUCAUAUUUAUGCCUGUAGAUAAACACUAUUAAUACUGAAGGGCUGUGUCCUAGAGUGUGGUGGGGGUGUUGGAGGUCCACGGGGCGACCGUGCAACCCUGAGUCUUUUCCCCAGACUCCAGCCCUUGUUCUGGCACCAAGUUUGUAUGUGGACACGGGGUUUGUAUGUGAACAGGGGGUCUGCCGACAGGACCCAGGGGUCAGGAAAUGCCUGGGUCUCCACUACUGCCUGACUUUCCCACAUCUGACCAACUAAUGUCAGCUUGUGUCAGGAAUAGGAAGGUCUCCUCUCCCUCCAUUCUCUUCUUGGUAAGAUGAGCUUUCUAGACCUUUCUCCAGGGCUGGCAGACAAUGUGACACCACCUAUGGCCUCAGGCAACAUUUUAAUGCUCACCAGGGUCCUUCAGCUGGGGGUGAGGGUGGGAAAUAAACAAUCUGAUACUAAUUGUUAAAUCACUGAAGACUGUUUCCUAAAGUAUUAAAGUGAAAGCUGGCACCCACCAGCUCCAAAAAAGGCCGUUCCUCUCUGGAACAGCAAAACCACACCCCAAGCGUAGGGCUGAGGUUGGGAGCAGAGGCCAGACUGCUGUGAGGCCACAGGAGUGGGAAGUUCUUGUGUAGGCCAAGUUCUAGGGGAAGCCUCCAGGGCAGGUGGCUGCAGUCCUGGGGGUGCAUCAGUUGAUCCCUUGGGGCACGUGAAGAAAAUAGAGCUUCUGUGCAAACUUACGUCAUCCUCCAAAACUUUGAUGCAUGUUUAUAACGUGUAUGUAGUCUAUUAGAAAUGGGUGUAACACGUUUUAGGAGCAUACUGGUAUGGACUUCAUAGCGCAGGUGGCGGACCAGGAUGCAUGCAGCCGGGAUCCUCACCACGCAGCCCUCUCUUGGUGCUUCUCCUCCAGGUGCUGGAGAUGCUCCACCAGCAGUGCCCACAGGGCAUGCUCUCUUGUUUGGAUGACCAGUCUGGCCCUGGUCUCUCCCAGCUGGGCGCUAGAGAGUUAGCAGGAGGCUCAGGCCCACCUGAGUUACAGGUGGCAGGCCGCCUGGACCCCCCUCUACCUCCUUCCACCCACCUCCAGGUUUCAGCACCUCCCUAGCCCUCUCUGCUCUCACCUGCUCAAACCAAAGUCUCUUCCUGCGCCCCUCCCUCCCCCGCACCCCUCCCACUAGUGUGGCCUGUCCUGGUGACCUCUCAGACUUCUCUCCUCCAUGCCAUACUCCCCCUUCACUAGGCGCUCAAGUCCUGUUCUAGGAUACCUGUUGGAUGAAAUGAACACGCUGUGUCCCUUUCAAGGGUCUCUUUAUCCAAGACCUUUAUUUCAAACUGCCAGCAGCUUGGCCCAGCCCUCUGAGGCUUCUCCAGAGGAACGCUGCAAGCCAAAAUGCAUUUGGUGCCUCUCCUAUUACCAAUAACUGACUACCAAUCUUUGGGCACCCUGAGGCAAAUCAAUAGCAUUUGCUUUUUCUGUUUAGUUUUUUUCCUAAUAGAAUUUCAGAUAAAAAUAGAUCUCUAUCACACACACACA
Molecule: messenger RNA, 2989 nt
Organism: Felis catus (domestic cat)
Lineage: Eukaryota; Metazoa; Chordata; Mammalia; Carnivora; Felidae
Gene: STPG4
Product: sperm-tail PG-rich repeat containing 4
Exons: 7
Coding region: 102-716 (204 amino acids)
Biological process (GO): epigenetic programing of male pronucleus
Cellular component (GO): female pronucleus; germinal vesicle; male pronucleus
Molecular function (GO): histone binding; chromatin binding
Source: RefSeq, a predicted model, not a curated record